UUUUCUGAAGCACAAUUCUCUCCCGUUGCUAUAACAACGUGGCGCUAAAUUCAACUUGCUAUUUUAUUUGAUCAAUAUCAAGAAAUGGAAGAGGAAGAAGUGACCGAUGAGGAGAAUUACGAACCGCAGGUUUUUUCCAAAAACCCCACCGAACGUAUUGCCGCCCGCCGGCUCCGCAUCCAGCGCCGGGUGGAGGCUUUGCGCAAGGCAAAGGAGGCUCAAGAGGCGGCAAAGCUCAACGUUACGCUCGAGCCGGAGGUCACCAAGACGCCCAUCGAGAUCCAGAUUGAGAAGAGCAUCGAGCUUUUGGAGAAGCUGGUUCUCGAAGGAGAUGAGUAUGUUACCAAUGUUCGGGUGGCAACGGAGGCUCGGGAGGCCGACAGGCGUGAACGCGAAGGCAUAGGGAAGGAAAAGCUGUUGAAGGAGCUCGAAGAUGAGGCCGAGGCGGCAGCGGGGAUGUUCGAGGAGAUUGCAAACAAGUGGGGCGGGAUUUUGAAGUAUAAUGACCCCUUGCAUAUCAGUGAGGAUAUCCAGAGUCAGAAGGAGAAGUGCGAUGAGCUUAUCAGACAGAAGGAUAAUCUCAUUGCUGAGCUGAAGGAGAAGAUUCGAAAGGCGGAAAUCAAUUUUGCGAUUGAUCAGAGAAAGCAGAUCGAGGAUGUCAAUUCGAUUGCACGCAGGAUUGAGAAUCAGAUUAUCGUGAUGAGGAAGGCGUAUCGCCAGGAGUUACAAAUGAUCGAAGAGGUGAUCCUUGCCGAACGCCAAAUCCUCAUUGAGGCCAAUAACAAGAAAUGGGAGGAACUGUACAAGAAGCGAGACCAGGAGGAAAAAGCAAACUCCGAGCUCAAAUCGGAAGAUUACUGGAAUUUUGUCAAAGAAAUGGACCAUUUGAACCGCGACUUUCAAGAACUGUAUCGUGCGACCACAAUUCAACUAGAAAACGACUGCGACGAGCUCCAGCGUGAGCUGGAAAGAAUCAAAACCGAUGCGGUUAUGAACAGCGAAAAGCUCGACUACAAUUACCAGAUUUUGAAAAAACGCGAAGACGAGAAUCUGAUUAUUCGGUCGCAACAAAAGCGCCGAAUUAACAAGCUUCAGGACGUUAUCAACAACUUGCGGAAGAAAAACAACGAUUACCACACUCAAACCCAUCAACAGAUUGACAAACUCACGAUCGAGUUGAAAAAACUGACCCAGAAUAUCCUCGAUAUUGAGCGGAAAGCUGAUCAUAUAGCUCAGGUUAAUGACGAGAAGUUUAAGAAAAUCUGGGGUAUGAAUAAGCAACGGGCCGAUCAGCUUUUCAAACGCAUCCUCGAGAUUGAUAAGACUUUGUACGAGCAACAGUUAGGUUUGAUUUGGAGCCCUCCUGAGCAUAAACUCCCCACGAGAAAUGAACUAGACAGUUACAAAACGGCCCUAAAUGUUUUGAGCGUUCGCAAAUUGAAAAGCAAAAGCGUGAUUAUGGAAACAGAAGGCGCCCCGAACGUGGAACCUGAAAUUCCUGAAGGCGAUGACAUUGACUAUAAUAAAAAUUAUAAAAAAACGUUGAGACAUGUCUUGAAUUUGGUCGGCGAUAAGAUGGGGUUUUUGAUCGAGGAUGACUUACUUGCCAUUUUGGAGCCCUAUUUAGAGCAGGAACGCACUUUGGUUAAAGUUGAUAACGUUUUUGCGGCCCUUAAUAUUAAUGAUCGUUCCGAUAUUGACCUACUUCUUGAGUUCUUCCUCCCUUACAUGUUCUGUCCCAUUUGUAACACAACUUCAGAAAAGCCCAUCAAUAUUGAUGAAGAAAGUUUGCUGAAUGUUCAUGAAAUGGAUCCUCUGAACGUCUCCCAACUCACUGACAAUGAUGACAGUAGAAGCCGAUUAAGUGAUACUUAUGCCACCGACAUGUCUUUGAACGAAUACGUGGGGGCGGAGCGUGAAGGGGGGACCAAUAUAGACGUGGGCCCUUUAUCAGUAACCCUUUACGACGAUAAUUUGAAAGGGGAGUGCAAAGGGCCCGAAUUGCGCGAGCGAGAUAUCAAGGAUCAGGACAGUAAAGGGUCGUUUGGUGAAGCUGAUAAUAAAUCAAACGUGCCAUGCCAAUACCAACACCCACUUGUGAUAAGCUCUGUUUACGUUUUGAAAGCUUUGAGAGAGUUUCUGGCCAAAUAUCACGUCAAGAAGGCCGGCAUGCCAACAAUGUCGGCAAGACUGGCUCAUAAACGAAGCACGGUCUCUCGAUUGGUGGCACAGGAAGAUAUCGAGAGUUAUUGGACUAAAUAUACGACGCUUUUUCCGAAAGAAAGGGAACAGUUGUGGGAUAGUCUUCUAGCUGGGCUUAAACGUUAUCACGAGUUGUUGAAAGUCCGAAAACUUACGAGUGAGGAAGUGGUCAAGUUGAGGAAACAGAACUUGGAACUGAGGCGCGUUUUUGCGAAUUAUAUCGACAAACAAGACAUUCCGUACUAAUUUGUAAUUAAAAGAUGAAUAAAUUUACAUUCGAGAAAUUUAA
Messenger RNA from Tribolium castaneum (red flour beetle), 2491 nucleotides. RefSeq lists its product as uncharacterized. Gene Ontology annotation, cellular component: axonemal dynein complex; axoneme. The transcript has 8 exons. Lineage: Eukaryota; Metazoa; Arthropoda; Insecta; Coleoptera; Tenebrionidae. Gene Ontology annotation, biological process: axonemal dynein complex assembly; regulation of cilium movement; cilium-dependent cell motility. The coding region runs from base 85 to 2448 and encodes 787 amino acids. The record is from RefSeq and is a predicted model, not a curated record.